Moneuplotes crassus is the source of this 374-nucleotide messenger RNA. Lineage: Eukaryota; Ciliophora; Spirotrichea; Euplotida; Euplotidae. The record is from the annotation of a GenBank genome assembly.
UUUUGGAACUUGUUUAUCUCACUAACAAAUUAUUCUUCCAGAGGGAAAUUAUUUUCCUGAAUCACAUUGAUGUGGGAGAGCCCAUGGGUCGCCAGUUGUUCACCCGCUUCAGAUGGGGAAAUAUUGCAUUUUUAGACAUUGAGGGUCUUGAGGGAGUCCUUGAGAGAGGAGUUUUUUAUGGCAAUCACAAUCUUUUCAAAUCUGUCUGGGUACUUGUCCCAUUCUUGGUUGCACCAGUCAUCGUAAGCACAACCUCUGAAGCUCAAGUAUUCGAGUUUGGACUGGGCAGCAGAGGAAAAUUUGAGGGAGUCUGAGGUCUGAAUUUUGACAAUGUUUGAGUUUAUAAAAUUAAUUUUUAUUAUGAAAUUUUUUAA